AUGAGUUGUGUAGCAACCAAUAAUCAGAAUGGCAACAACAAUCAGGAAGGGGUAAUAGUUUUGGGUGUUUAUAUUCAUUGUGAAGGCUGCGCAAAUGAAGUUCUCAACCAUCUUCGUGGAUUUCAAGACGUGGAGGGGGUGGAAAUUGAUGCCAAGAAUCAUAAAGUUAGAGUGAAGGGAGCAAAUGCAGAUCCCAUCAAAGUUAGUGAGAGAUUGAGGAUAAAAAGUGGGAAACAUGUUGAAUUAAUUUCUCCUCAAAAACAAGACAAGAAAGAAGAGGAAAAGAAACCUGAGCCAACGGUGUCCGAGGUAGUGUUGAAAGUUUACAUACACUGCGAGGCAUGUGCAAAUGAAGUGAAGCAUUGCAUCCUAAAAAUGGAAGGUGUGCAAACCGUGAACCCGGAUGUAGCGAAGAACGAGGUGACUGUGAAGGGAACUAUGGACCCGAAGAAGCUCGUGGAGUUCAUCAGCAAGAGAGGUGGGAGACAUGCUGAGAUUUUGAAGGAAACCGAUUUAAACAAGAAUGACAAAAAUGAUGCAAAUUUGAAUGAUAUUCAUCAACUUGUGUUUGCACCUCAAUUGUUUAGUGAUGAGAAUCCUAACGCUUGUUCUUUGAUGUAA
Messenger RNA from Salvia splendens (bonfire salvia), 621 nucleotides. Its product is annotated as heavy metal-associated isoprenylated plant protein 8. Gene Ontology annotation, molecular function: metal ion binding. The record is from RefSeq and is a predicted model, not a curated record. The coding region runs from base 1 to 621 and encodes 206 amino acids. The transcript is spliced from 4 exons. Lineage: Eukaryota; Viridiplantae; Streptophyta; Magnoliopsida; Lamiales; Lamiaceae.